Penicillium longicatenatum is the source of this 1704-nucleotide messenger RNA. RefSeq lists its product as uncharacterized. The record is from RefSeq and is a predicted model, not a curated record. Lineage: Eukaryota; Fungi; Ascomycota; Eurotiomycetes; Eurotiales; Aspergillaceae. The coding region runs from base 1 to 1704 and encodes 567 amino acids. The transcript is spliced from 5 exons.
AUGGCAGCCAUGGCCGAUAUCACGGUCUACGACAUGCCAACCUCCCCUCCUAAUUUGGAUGGGGUAGGUGUCUUUUACAUCUCUUUCUGCGUCAUCUGGACCACGCUUUUACUCGCCGGUAUGACCUUCUGCUUGGUCAACCGACACAUCCCCAUCCUCAAAGUCCGUGGCCUACCUCUAUCAUUCUCUGCUAUCGCCCUUCUCCAUAUCUAUUGGAUCCUGGGCCAGAUCACAUACCCAAUUGGUGCAACUGUCCCUACUGUUCUCGCCUAUGACAUCCAGUACUUCGCCAUGGGCAUUUACUUCCCACUUGGUAUCGCCCUAUUCCAAGCUUCCAACAUCCGCUUUCUUCAUGUCGCCAAGAUGCAGAAGCAAUUCCUCCACCCCGAGAUACGGGCUGAGAGAAAGUGCAACGAUGCAAAGUCAUCAUGCCUCUGCCGUCUGAGAACCAUGGAUUAUAUGAAACGGACUCUGUGGCUCAUUGGUAUCGGCAUGUUGUUGCAGUUUAUCAUCACCGUCGGGAUGUGGCUUGCAUGCAAAAAGUAUCAUCCAACCUACGGUAUUUCAGGUACAGAGAUUCACGGCACGACAGUCCAAGAGCAGAUGGUGUAUCUGGGUCGAGGAUGGGAAUGGUGGCCAUCCUUGUUGUGGCAAGUAAUCUGGACAUGGAUUGCGGCUCCAAUUCUCAUUUGGCGGGCAUGGGGAAUCCAUGAUACAUUGGGAUGGCGAACUCAAACUAUUGCCUGCUGCCUUUCUGGUCUCCAUGCCACCCCUAUGUACUUGAUUGCGUCAUACGUGCCUGCCUUUGCGAAGGUCAACACGUAUUUCCCCCCGAGUCAAUGGAUUCACGUAUCGAUCAUGAUGUGGGAGAUAUUCACUGUGUUUGUCCCCAUCUUCCACGUUAUCAGGCUAUGGACAUUGAGCAAGAAAGCCACCGCCUCGAAAAACAAGUAUAAUUCAGCAUCGAUAUCAAUGACAAUGCUGAACAAAUCCCCCUCACCCUCAGUGGGGUGGAAUAAUAGAUCUUCAUCCACACUUGGUGAUAAGGGUGAGCCGGUCGAGUCCUUUAACGAAUGCAUGGUCGACCGAAUCUACACAAUGGAUGCCCUCGAGCAUGUCCUAAACCAAAGUCCAGGGCAACUACAGAAAUUUGCCGCAUUAAGUGAUUUCUCGGGAGAGAAUAUCGCGUUCCUAAGCGAAGUGGCAUUAUGGAAAUCAUAUUGGCCCGGAAGCCUGGAUGAAAAGCAGCUUCCCGAUGCAUUCAAUCAGGCACUACGGAUCUAUGUCAACUUUAUCAGCACGCAAGAUGCCGAGUUUCCUCUGAACAUAUCUUCGCAAACUCUCAAGCUAAUGCAGUCUGUUUUUGAGCAGCCAGCUCGCAGUCUGUUUGGAGAGAAAAGUAUCAAUACUACCUCACCUUUCGAAGCCGACCCUUUUGCACACCCGCAAGAUUUUGAAGGUGUCCAGAUGUCAUACGACGAUAGGUAUACGGGAGAUAUACCCGUUGGAUUUGAUAUGGCCAUUUUCAACAACCUACAAGAGGAGAUCAAAUAUCUGGUUUUGACAAACACGUGGCCUAAGUUUGUCGAGUCGAUGCGACGACGGUCGAGUGACACCGAGCGCAGCGAUUGUACUACACAGUCAGAGGCAUCGCUGAGGAGCUGGAUCUCGAAUCAGCGUUUGAAACUUCGAUUAUUCCUUUAA